Messenger RNA from Spodoptera frugiperda (fall armyworm), 1211 nucleotides. Its product is annotated as deubiquitinase OTUD6B. The record is from RefSeq and is a predicted model, not a curated record. The transcript has a single exon. Lineage: Eukaryota; Metazoa; Arthropoda; Insecta; Lepidoptera; Noctuidae. Gene Ontology annotation, molecular function: cysteine-type deubiquitinase activity. Bases 149 to 1003 code for a protein of 284 amino acids. Gene Ontology annotation, biological process: protein deubiquitination.
GACAGACAAUCAGAAAUGACAGUGUCAGUGUCACAAUGAUUGUCCUGCUAAAGUGAAAAUAAAAUCAGGCAAGUUCUUAAAAAUCACUAUUUCAUCACCAAAAAUACCUGUUUUAAACUUUAUUCAAUCAACUAUACUUAUUUAGAAAAUGGAAACUGAAGAUAAUGAAUUAGCAGUCUUAGAAAGUAAGCACCGAAAAGAAAAAAAGGAAUUACAAGCCCAAAUACAAGCGUUGAAAAAAGCCGCAAAGAAUGAUAAGACCAAGAAGAAAGAGUUAACAGCCGAAAUAUUAAGGUUAGAAACUGAAAUGGAUACAAGGCAUCAGCAAGAAAUAGAUUCUGCCAAUAAAAACCAUAAAGACACCAAUGAAAUAACAGAUACUGCUCUCAACAAUGUAGAAAAUGACCUAUCGAAAGUGAAAAUUUCAAAAGCCCAGAAACGCAGAGACAAAAAAUCACAGCAAGAAAAAGAAAGAGAUGAACUAAUAAAGCAACAAGAGCAGGAAAAUCGACAUGGUCCAAGAAAUAUUGAAUUGCAGGAAAUUAAUAAUAAAUUGAAAGAAAGAGGACUUAAAAUAUUCAUGAUACCAUCUGACGGUGACUGUUUGUAUAAAGCUGUCUCUCACCAGUUGGCAAUCAUCAAGCAGAAAGAUGUAUCUGUAGAUGAAUUAAGAGAAAGUGCUGCAAAGUACAUAAGGCAACACAAAGGUGAUUUCCUUCCAUUCAUGACACAUCCUGACACAUUUGAAAUGUUAACUGACGAAGAUUUUGAGGAGUAUUGUGACAAACUUGAGAAUACUAAAGUGUGGGGUGGUCAGUUGGAGGUUAGAGCCUUGUCCAAUUCUUUGAAAUGCCCAAUAACAAUAAUUCAAGCCACUGGACCCGGUUCAAUUGAUCAAGGAGAUGAAUAUGAGAAACCACCUCUAAUAAUAACAUAUCACAGACAUAUGUAUGGACUGGGUGAACAUUAUAACUCAACUGUUCAAGGUGAAAUUGAAGCUUAGCUCAAUCAAUUCUAUUUAUAAGAUGUAUUUAGGUAAUACUACAAUCCCAGGCCAAUCACACUACUGGAAUGUGUACAUAGUACAUGCUAUGCCAUAAUGCAUUUAAUUAGUGAUUACUAAAGUACAUGUAAAUAUUACUUUAUGUCCACAUUUCUGGUUUUUAUAUUUUAUUUAAUUUAAUAAAUAAAGUAACUAUUUUAUAUAAAAA